AUGGCGCUGAGCGGGGUGCGGGUGCUGGAGCUCGCCGGGCUGGCGCCCGCGCCUCUCUGCGGGAUGAUUCUCGCCGACUUCGGGGCGCAGGUGGUGCGAGUCGAUCGCCCGUCCCGCUCCGCCGCGGCCUCUGCGCACGGAGAUGUACAGGCCCGCGGCAAGCGCUCCUUGGCGCUCGACCUGAAGCGGCCGCAGGGCGCCGCGGUGCUGAGGCGGCUGUGCCGCGGGGCGGACGUGCUCAUCGAGCCCUUCCGCCACGGUGUCAUGGAAAGACUUGGGCUUGGUCCAGAGGUCCUUCUGCAUGAGAAUCCCAGACUCAUCUAUGCUAGACUUACUGGGUUUGGCCAGACAGGAAAAUAUGCCAAGUCUGCGGGUCAUGACAUCAAUUACUUGGCUUUAUCAGGUGUGCUGUCAAAGCUGGGUAGAAAGAAUGAAAAUCCUUACGCACCUGUGAACCUUCUGGCUGAUUUUGCUGGUGGAGGUGUCAUGUGUGCGCUGGGCAUUGUUACAGCCCUCUUUGAACGUGCCAGAUCUGGCAGAGGGCAGGUCGUUGAUGCAAGUAUGGUAGAAGGAGUAGCAUACCUAAGUUCUUUCCUGUGGAAAUCACAAAAAGUGGGACUUUGGAACCAACCUCGAGGUGAAAACCUUCUAGAUAGUGGUGCGCCUUUCUAUGAAGUCUACAAAACCUCUGAUGGAAAAUUCAUGGCUGUUGGUGCCAUUGAGCCUAAAUUUUAUAACCAGUUAAUAAAAGGUCUUGGGCUAAAUUUGGAUGAACUCCCCGCUCAGAUGAGUUUAUUUGACUGGCCUGAAAUGAAGAAAAAAUUUGCAUCCAUAUUUGCACAGAAGACACAGGCUGAGUGGUGCAGCAUAUUUGAUAGCACUGAUGCCUGUGUGACCCCUGUUUUAUCCUUUGAUGAUGCUGCCUCACAUCAGCAUAACAAAGAAAGAAGCUCUUUUAUCAAAAAUGAUCAGGGAGAGAUAAGUCCUAGACCUGCUCCUGUUCUAUCGAGGACGCCUGCUGUUCCAUCAUGUAAAAGAGAUCCUUUUGUAGGAGAGCACACAGAAGAGAUACUUCUAGAAUAUGGGUUUACUAAACAAGAGAUUGCUAAACUUUAUUCUGAUAAAGCAAUAGAACUCAACAACCUAAAAGCUAAUUUAUAA
Cinclus cinclus is the source of this 1161-nucleotide messenger RNA. RefSeq names its product alpha-methylacyl-CoA racemase (gene AMACR). The transcript is spliced from 5 exons. NCBI's taxonomy places the organism in Eukaryota, Metazoa, Chordata, Aves, Passeriformes, Cinclidae. Bases 1 to 1161 code for a protein of 386 amino acids. Gene Ontology annotation, biological process: bile acid metabolic process. The record is from RefSeq and is a predicted model, not a curated record. Gene Ontology annotation, cellular component: mitochondrion. Gene Ontology annotation, molecular function: alpha-methylacyl-CoA racemase activity.